CUCCGUGCCGUGCGGACGUCGCUCUACUCAUGCAUAUCACCACACAUCAGCUUAAUAUUAUGAUCGUUUUUAUUCAAAUUGUGUUAGAAAACACAGUUGGUAUCAAUUAAAAUUAUAUUUAUCGAAUAACCUAUUUAAUCUCGUUUUAAUUUCUGAUCAGAGUGAGUUUUCUUUGUUCGGGGAUUGUCAGUGGUGAAGGCGGUUAAUUCGGUUUAGAUUAUUAAUGUCAAUUGAACUCUAAAAGUACACCAUGUGGCAAUUCGAGGACUCCGAGAUAUAUUCCAUAGGGAUGAUCCAUCCUUCCAACAGCCGGCAUUCGGGGCUAUCUAUGCUGUCUGGAGUAUCCCAGUUUUCAGGCAUCUCCACGUUGUCUGGCUGCGGAUCUCCAGACCAGCUGGACCGGCUGCCAGAGCUGCCAGCGGCGGAGGAGAAGAGGCUGCGCCGCGCUGCCCAGAUCCUGCAACAAAGGCUCGUGCUUCGCCAGUGGUUGGCCACCCAUAGGCUGCAGCACACCUACUCCAAACUCCUCAGCCUGGAUGUGUCGUCCCUGGAAGACGUGUACUGGCUGGAGGACAGCACGGCGCGCCACGUGCUCGACCCGAAAGACUUCGGCGCGUGGUCGGCCGCCCGGCAGAGUCUACCCACCGGCAAGGAGGCGCUGCAAACCCUCAAAGCUGAUCUAUGGAGCGCUGUCGUCAAAAACAGCAAACACCAAGACGCUUGGACCUGGGGUGGGAUGCUGGUGGUAUCAGUGUCGGUGUGCGGGCUGGUGACGCUGGCCGCCAUGACGCAGCCCUCGCUCGCGCCCGAGGCCAAGCACUCCUUGCUGCAGUACGUCACCGGGAAAUAUCUACACCCGCCUAGUUGUAGGGUAGAAUGGGGUUGGACAGAGCCCCAAGCGGUGGGAGAGACCAUGUGCUUCACCGUCCACUGCUUCCAACGCAAUGGUCAGCCCUACCCCAUCUGUGACACAGACGAACUCACGGUGGCCAUUACCCACGGUUCCAGGAAAGUGAGUGGGGUUGGAUUUAACUUCUGGCAGGUGACGGCGGUCAUAGAGCUCGGGUCGGGUGACCCGGCGCAGGCCAAUACUGCGCGGGUCAAGUUUACUGUCAGGCAGGCUGGGGUUUACAUCGUGUCCGUCAUGAUCGGGCUGGUGCCGGUGGCGGGCAGUCCGUUCCGCAAGUGGUUCACGGCGGGCGGCGUGGAGGCGCGGCGCUCGCGCGUGGGCCGCGCGCACCACGCGCUCGUGUUCGCGGCGCGACACGCGCGCGCCCUGCACGUGCACCCGCGCGACCACUACGACAACCCCGCGCCGCUCACCGACCACGAGUCUCUCCAGGGGUUCUCAAUCGAGAUCAGUCCGCUGGGUGGCGAAGUGGACGAGUCGCUAUCAUCCGCGGCGACAUUUUCAUACGACUCAGUGAACCAGCGAGUGAGCGUGUCUCUGUGCUUCGAGCGCGCCGGCCUGUACCGCGCGCGAGUACUGUACCGCGGACAGAUGCUGCAUAAUGGGGAGUUUGACUGCAUCGUACUCACUGCGAGUGACACGGCGACGGUGCAGCGCAAUAUAUCGUCGAAGCGACACAACAUCUGCUACGAGGCGCGGCUCCUGUCCGGCAAGCCGCGCCGCGUGCUCUGCUGCAUCAGUCCCAAACAACUCACGCUCAAGGACUAUCUCUUCAAGUUCAUCCCCAAGAGGAUCACCAGCUUCCGUCUCUGUCCUUCCACUAAGUUGAUCCUGAAGCCGAGCCCUGCGGGCGCGGGCCCGGGCGGGUCGUUCACGCUGGAGGACGGCGUGCAGCCCCAGCUGGAGCUGGUGUCGGCCGAGCGCGACCUCAUCGCCGCCACCUUCACGCAACUACUCAUCGCCAACUGCGGCGGGGAGGACACGUUCAAGAACAAGCAAGACUUCUUCUACAGUGAGAUCCGCAAGGCCCACUCCCGCCACCCGCACGAGAAGCUCGCCAUCCGCGUCGUCCGCAGCGAGCUACUGCGGUCCAGCCUCAAGGCCACCAGGCACUUCGCCGUGCAGGACUGGUGCAAGAACUUCGACAUCACGUUCCAGGGGGAACAGGGCGUGGACUGGGGCGGAGUCCGCCGCGAAUGGUUCUCGUUACUGUGUGGUCAACUGUUCGAUCCCAAGUUCGGUCUGUUUGUGUCAUUCCACGACUCCCCUACUGGACUCGUACAUCCCAACCCCGAUAGACCGCCGCAUCUCAAGUUGAAGCACUUCGAGUUGGCGGGUAAGCUAGUGGGUAAGUGCGUGUACGAGAGUGCGCUAGGAGGCUCCUACCGACAACUUGUGAGGGCCAGGCUCACGCGGUCCUUCCUCGCGCAGAUCAUUGGACUACGGGUGCACUAUAAGUACUUCGAGCAGGACGACCCCGAGCUGUACCUGUCCAAGAUAAAGUACGUGCUGGAGACAGACCUGGACGGCGGGGACUCCGUGCCCGAGCUGUACUUCGCGGACGACGUGUACGACUCGUCCGGCCGACUCGUCGAGACGCACGACCUCCUGCCCAACGGGGCUACCAUCAGGGUCUGCAACAGCAACAAGAUCUCGUACCUGGACGCGCUGGCCCAGUGGCGCCUGGCCGCGCGGGUGCGGGCCGAGACCGAGGCCUUCCUGCGGGGGCUCGCCGUACUCGUGCCGGACAAUCUACUCGCCAUCUUUGAUGAGAACGAACUCGAGUUACUGCUAUGUGGCACCGGGGAGCUGUCGGUCCACGACUGGCGGACGCACGCGCUGGUGGCCGGGGCGGGCAGAGACUGGGAGCGAGUGCUGGCGUGGUUCUGGGCCGCGUUGUCCAGUUUCACGACUGAAGAGCGAGCCAGACUGCUGCAGUUUACUACUGGGUGCUCGCAGCUGCCUCCUGGUGGAUUCCAGGAGCUGAACCCCCGGUUCCAGAUAACGGCGGCGCCCAACUUCGGCGCGCUGCCGACGGCCCACACGUGCUUCAACCAGCUGUGCCUGCCCGACUACGACAGCUACGAGCACCUCGUGCACGCCCUGCUCUGGGCCAUCAACGAGGGCGGCGAGGGCUUCGGCAUGAUAUAGAUGCCCACCUACUGGGUAUUACACAUGUAUCUGACGCUUUUAAUGAUGGUUCAGGCUACGAAAUUGAGUAACUUCUGUUUUAGUACUUAUGGCAAUGAACAUUUCUUAAAUCGCAGUUCGAUUUGUAUAAAAACUUAAAAUUUUUCCUUGGGAAAAUGCUAAAGAAAAGUUGUUUAGUUGUAUGGCCUGAACCAAUAUGGCCUUCACUUUCAAGAUUUUACUUUCAGCAACUCAGAUGCUUGCUCGAUUUUCCUUAAUUCAAUCUUCUACAAUUAAGUGCUCUUAAACGUUCUUAGCCGAUCUUUUAAUGGCAUUUCAAACUUGUAUAAUUUUACUAAUUUUAUAAUAUUGGUUUAAACCACAAAAAUCGAGCGAACUUCUUUAAAACACGCGUGUACAAUUAAGUAUUUGGUGAGGCAGACUUUAAUAUAUAAAAAUUUGACAUUCAAGACAAUUUGUGAUACAAUCGUCAUUUGAACAUAAUGUUAAUUAAUGUACGUUUUUAUUUAUUUAACGAACGCGUCCAUUGCUGGACAACUGUUUAUAAUUAGCAUUUAAUAUCGUGGGAUCGAAAGUAAUUUCAAUAAAUGUAAGCGAGCGGACUUGAGCUAGUCAACUGUACGCCACAGAAGUAUGUGUCAGUGCAUGCGGCCAGCGGAGGAUGACACCGCGAGAGUCCCGGCGAGCUCCCUGCCGGCGCCGCCGCUGUCCGGCCGGCGCAUGUCGCGGCGCCCCGCGGUAACCGGCAGCUGUAGCCUAAUGCCAUUUAGCGCUUGUCUACAUGUAGAAUAGAAAACCAAAUUAUAUGAGAUUGACGUAAAU
Spodoptera litura is the source of this 3883-nucleotide messenger RNA. The record is from RefSeq and is a predicted model, not a curated record. Lineage: Eukaryota; Metazoa; Arthropoda; Insecta; Lepidoptera; Noctuidae.